Molecule: messenger RNA, 2802 nt
Organism: Thermochaetoides thermophila DSM 1495
Lineage: Eukaryota; Fungi; Ascomycota; Sordariomycetes; Sordariales; Chaetomiaceae
Exons: 2
Coding region: 1-2802 (933 amino acids)
Cellular component (GO): mitochondrial inner membrane
Source: RefSeq, a predicted model, not a curated record
AUGCUCAGACGAACACUGGCCGGAAGCGCCAGCUUUGUCUGCCUAAGAUGCCGCCUCCGGUUGACUGGCGCCGCUAACCGCCUGCGGCUCCCUCCUCCCGCUCUUCCCUCGUCGGCUUUCGGGGGCGCUCGAAGAUAUAUCGGCACUCGCGAUGUCCCGGCAGCUAGUGAAGAAGCUGGCAGUCAGUCUGAACCACAGUCAACCCCUCAGACCCCUCAGACCUCUCAGACCCCGCCGGCAGAGCAGCCAGCGCAGACAGAAGGAACGUCAACGACGGAACCAACGAAGUCAACAAAAGAACCAAUAGCGCCAAUAGAGCCGACAAUCCAGCUUGAUCAAACAUCACAGUUAGAGCAGUCCGGCCGGACGGAGCAGCCAAAGCAGGCCGCAUACAAUGAGCCUGGCGAACCCAGCACCGAGCCUUUCGUCCUACCCGAAGGCUAUCUCGAGGAGGAUCCGCUGCUGAAGCCCAAGCGGUUCAAGAAGCCAAAAAAGUACAAAGCACGUACUCGUAUUCUCGCUCCUGAACGAGCGGGACUUCCUAUCGAUAUUUUGGGCCAGCCUGGUGCCGCGAUCAUUUUGAAAGAAGAGAAGCGGAUCAGGCGAAAGAACUUUGAAGAUAUCCAGGCAGAUGAAGGAACUGAAAAUAAGGUUGAUCCAACAACGCUGCUCCCCAACGAAGCUUCUGGGGAUCCAGCGUUACAAGACAUUCUGCUCAACAUCCAUGAACUCAAGCCCAAAGAUAGGGAGGUCCUGACCGAGGCUGAGUUCAUGGAGCUGAAGAAGACACUAAUGAACGGGUUCACGAGUGCCCAGCUGGUAGACUAUAUUCAGGAAUACUUGGAAACACGAAAGCUUCUGGCCAGCGAGGAGCAGGCUCCCGAGAGACCGCCAUGGCUGCUCGAGCUGAGACCCUGGGUGCCCGCUGUCGAGAAUGCAAUCCAAGAUGUCGAUCCUCAGCUUGACGGUUACAUCACUGCUUCUAUGACUCCUAAAGAGAGACUGGCCAUCCGGUUGAUGCGCCAGUGCUGGAAUCUGUCCUACCAAGAGAUUCAGCAACGGCCCGGUUAUCUCAUCUUCAGACUACGCAAAGUCGAGUUCACACUUCUGACCCGAGGAAAUAAGAGAUGGCUGGAAGGCGCCCCUAGAGCAAUCCUGAGGACUGUCAACCAGGUCAGAAUGAUUCGGGAGUCUCAACAUAUCUCUAUUAUGGCGCCGAAGUACGCGGCGGAGGUCAUCCUCGAUCGGGUCAAUCGCAUUCUCUCGAAUACAAGGACUGCUGAGUUCAACGCCACUCACGUGUGCGCUCCGGAAGCCCUGGUUCCUGCUGUGCUCGAGGAAGUGGGCAGUGUAACCAACACCGUGGUUCGCUACGACCGGUCAGGUGAAAAGAUCGCGGUGUCUUGGACCCACAACCCCGAUAGGCCUGAAGAUUUGGAGACCGCUGACCAGACUGUGCUACGCUUUUUGCGCGAUGCAUAUGGCGUUAAGCCUCGGGAGGCUUCAAGCUUGGAGGUCAUUCCCCAAAACCUGGAGAACAACGGCCGCUAUGUUACGGUCCUUGACUGCGGAAAGAAGCUCUCUUGGCAACAGCGUUCUAAGAUUUGGGGACGUUGGACUACUCCAGUUCCUCUGGCAUCCGAAAGUUCAGCUAAGCCAGACCAGCCGCUCAACAUCCCCGAAAAAGCUCUCCGCUUUGCGUGGGAUGCGGUGAAUGCUAAGUCCUCAGAGCAAGAGUCAACCACAAAGUCCCCUGAUGGUUGGUCGUCUCACCUGCGCACCGACACAAGCGCCGUCUUCGGUCAAGUCGUCUUUGCCCAAAAGCAAGCAAUGCUACAGAAGUCGUCUGCUCCAGGCGCAACUCAGCUGGACAGGUCUCUUGAGCGUGCAUUUGUCCCCUUCCUGCCCCCCCUCGGCACUCUUGAUCUGCCAACCAAUCUUCGAGAAGAAGGGCUUUGGCACACCACCAUCGUCAUCCGCUUUGUUCCCUCACCCACCCUCUCUCCCGACCUGCUCGAAUCAGCUCCCAACCUCGAGCUCCGCAUAGAAGCCGACCAUCGUGAAAUCAAGCGCCUUAAGGACCUGCGCGCCGUGACCGACAUUUUCACAAAUGAUGUGCUCUUCCCCUCAGCCGCUGUCGACACGCGCCUCGUCCAACAGCGCUAUUUUGUCCUUCCUGGCGAGCAAAUCGAGAACCAUGCUACGCCCAUAAUCGACUUCCUCGGCAAGGCGAACCUGCGCCCGUGGGACGGCAAGCUGAUCACUCCUACUUUCGUGCCCAAGAUUCGUCUUCCCCGCCGUGUCUUCUCCCCCGUUGACUCUAGCAACGAUGCCGCCACCCCAAAACAACAAGCAUCUUCAGGAGAAGAAGGCUUUAUCGAGCUAGAUUACAACCUCGCCUCCGUCGAGAUGCAGCGUACCGUAACCGCCGAAUACCUCGGCCUCAAGCUCCGUUACACCAGCAUCCAAGCCGGCCAGCGUGGCGGCGAGCGCGCCGAGCUCUCACUUGAAGCAGUCCGCAUCACUCCCGAAGAACUCGACCGCCUCAAGCAAGAGGAGGAGGCUCGACGCAGGGCACAGCGCCAGGCCAAGGCGAGGGAAGAAAAUCUCGAUGAUGAAGAAGACGGAGAGGGAACAAUCCACAGGUCGAAAUUUGAGAGACAUGUCCUCAACGACCCAACCAGGGCACUGAGUCCCAUCACAGGUCCCCCGGCGGCCGUGCGCGAGUUUUUGGAUACUGUUGUCCGCAUUGCAGAGGGGGAAGACCGGUUAAAAUGGCAGCUAAAGACACCACAGCUUUAA